AUGAUCGUGUUUACCCUUAAGUUACCCAUUUUACUCGCAAUUCUUGCGUCAUUCAAGGGUGCCAUUGCGCCACCUACAACGGAGAGGAAUAGAAAUAACAAGGAUAAAAUCCUGAUAGAUCUCAACAUAUCCGGGUCAAGGACAGCCAGAAUUGAAGUUAUUCCGUCCAUGAAAUUUCCCUGCGGUACCAACUACACCGUUAGAAGAAAUGCCAGACACACCCACAUAAUCGGCAAUGUGAGGGACAAUGACGAGCUCAUAAUAUCGGGAGACCCUACUGCCAUGAGUCGCUACGUCCUAAAUGUGCGCGGGGAACGUGGCUUCAGAUACGUCAAGGUAAUUACGAGGUAUAGAGUAGCCUGUAGCUACACCACCCACAUUAAGGAGUUUUGGCGAGAAUCCAUAAACGACAUGUACAAGGACGUCCAAAGGGAACCAAUGACAUUGAACAUUCUUGAACAAACUGGCGAUGAAUACAUCAGUGCGAGACUGAUCGCUUUAGAAAAUCCCCAAGAGGAAGAAGAUGCUGAAAGUCUCUCAAGUCCGCUACACGUUCCUGCGGUGUACGAUAUCAGGCCUCAAUACAGGCUACACUAUUUUAUUGGUAUGGUAAAGUACGGUGAAUAUACUGUGGAUAACCAAAUCCAGGGAUUAGUCGAGAGACGGGUCAUCUGGGAAGGGAGGCUUGGCGAUCCCAAAAUAACAGUCAUCUCACUCUACAAGGACGGAGAUGAAACGGAAGCAGUGUACAAGUUUGGAUUUACCGAAGACCAGUUUAAACUCUUGGACUACAAGAGGAAGUUUAUAGAGCUGUACGAAUGA
Messenger RNA from Theileria equi strain WA, 822 nucleotides. RefSeq names its product signal peptide-containing protein. Lineage: Eukaryota; Apicomplexa; Aconoidasida; Piroplasmida; Theileriidae. The coding region runs from base 1 to 822 and encodes 273 amino acids. The transcript has a single exon. The record is from RefSeq and is a predicted model, not a curated record.